Molecule: messenger RNA, 590 nt
Organism: Pyricularia oryzae 70-15
Lineage: Eukaryota; Fungi; Ascomycota; Sordariomycetes; Magnaporthales; Pyriculariaceae
Exons: 4
Coding region: 276-488 (70 amino acids)
Source: RefSeq, a predicted model, not a curated record
AAAGAAGUGAUGUAGCCCUACGGUAUUGUUUGCCCCACUCUGCAUACUUUUUGAAGGGCGCCUCGAAUGGCACUGUUCGGUAGUGACCAAGAAAAAAAUUCCUCGGUGGCCCUGGCGGCAGAGGGAGCUUCCUCCGUCUGACCAAGGACAGCCAACCCCCAAGUCUGAGGGAAGGCACCACGCUCGCCAACUUGCAGACCAGUAUGAGUCCUACCAAAACCGCUCCGAUAUUUAAGAGGGAGGUGGUGGCGUAGGGACCCGCGGUAGAGGUCAUCAUGGCGUCUCGCCUCUUCGGUCAGGGGUUGAGCAGCGGUGACCCUGGAGUUCAUCCCAAAGGUUGGAUGAUGGAGACUCCACUGGGAACUGCUGCUGCAAGGACCGUUGUGUUGGAUCGGAGUCCUUUCGGGAUGGAGCAAACCUUGCAGGGCUCAAAGGGCAAUACAGGACUACCCCCGUCACUUUGGGGCAACGACAGCCCCAAUCACUGAUUGCCGGCAUCUCGGCGAGGGUCCGACCCCAUUUACACCAAGGGUCUCUUUCUCUUUUCGGAACAUGUCUUCUAUUGGCCUGUACUCUGCCGACCGAACUGC